Symphalangus syndactylus (siamang) is the source of this 3979-nucleotide messenger RNA. It is a transcript of the gene BAP1, whose product is annotated as BRCA1 associated deubiquitinase 1. Gene Ontology annotation, molecular function: cysteine-type deubiquitinase activity. Gene Ontology annotation, cellular component: cytoplasm. NCBI's taxonomy places the organism in Eukaryota, Metazoa, Chordata, Mammalia, Primates, Hylobatidae. The record is from RefSeq and is a predicted model, not a curated record. Gene Ontology annotation, biological process: protein deubiquitination; ubiquitin-dependent protein catabolic process.
GCCCCUUCCCGUCGCCCGUCCCGCCCCUCCUCUCGAGCCUCAGCUCUCAGCAUCGCCCGGACCCCCUCUUCCCUUCGCCCGCCUCUCCCCUUCGCCGCCGUCCCUCCCCUCCCCUUCGCCGCCGUCCCUCCUCUCCCCUUCGCCCCCAUCCCGCCCUCCCCUUCGCCCCCGUCCCUCCGCGCGUGCGAUUUUCGCCUUCGAGCGCGUGCCCGCAUCUGCUGUCGGGCCGGCGGAAGACGAGCCCAGAGGCGGAGCAGGGCCGUCGCACCUUGGUGACGUCGUGCCGCCGGCGCGGGCGGGUGACGCGGCUGGGCCCGUUGUCUGUGUGUGGGACUGAGGAGCCCCGGGGGCGGUGGGGGCUCCCGUUGGGGGCAGCUUUGGGGCGGGAGGGCCUGGACAUGGCGUUGAGGGGCUGCCCCGCGGGAAGAUGAAUAAGGGCUGGCUGGAGCUGGAGAGCGACCCAGGCCUCUUCACCCUGCUCGUGGAAGAUUUCGGUGUCAAAGGGGUGCAAGUGGAGGAGAUCUACGACCUUCAGAGCAAAUGCCAGGGCCCUGUAUAUGGAUUUAUCUUCCUGUUCAAAUGGAUCGAAGAGCGCCGGUCCCGGCGAAAGGUCUCUACCUUGGUGGAUGAUACGUCCGUGAUUGAUGAUGAUAUUGUGAAUAACAUGUUCUUUGCCCACCAGCUGAUACCCAAUUCUUGUGCCACUCAUGCCUUGCUGAGUGUGCUCCUGAACUGCAGCAACGUGGACCUGGGACCCACCCUGAGUCGCAUGAAGGACUUCACCAAGGGCUUCAGCCCUGAGAGCAAAGGAUAUGCGAUUGGCAAUGCCCCGGAGUUGGCCAAGGCACAUAAUAGCCAUGCCAGGCCCGAGCCACGCCACCUCCCUGAGAAGCAGAAUGGCCUUAGUGCGGUGCGGACCAUGGAGGCGUUCCACUUUGUCAGCUAUGUGCCUAUUACAGGCCGGCUCUUUGAGCUGGAUGGGCUGAAGGUCUACCCCAUUGACCAUGGGCCCUGGGGGGAGGAUGAGGAGUGGACAGACAAGGCCCGGCGGGUCAUCAUGGAGCGUAUCGGCCUCGCCACUGCAGGGGAGCCCUACCACGACAUCCGCUUCAACCUGAUGGCAGUGGUGCCUGACCGCAGGAUCAAGUAUGAGGCCAGGCUGCACGUGCUGAAGGUGAACCGUCAGACAGUACUAGAGGCUCUGCAGCAGCUGAUAAGAGUAACACAGCCAGAGCUGAUUCAGACCCACAAGUCUCAAGAGUCACAGCUGCCUGAGGAGUCCAAAUCAGCCAGCAACAAGUCCCCACUGGUGCUGGAAGCAAACAGGGCCCCUGCAGCCUCUGAGGGCACCCACACAGAUGGUGCAGAGGAGGCGGCUGGUUCAUGUACACAAGCCCCAUCCCACAGCCCUCCCAACAAACCCAAGCUGGUGGUGAAGCCUCCAGGCAGCAGCCUCAAUGGGGUUCCCCCCAACCCCACUCCCAUUGUCCAGCGGCUGCCGGCCUUUCUAGACAAUCACAAUUAUGCCAAGUCCCCCAUGCAGGAGGAAGAAGACCUGGCGGCAGGUGUGGGCCGCAGCCGAGUUCCAGUCCGCCCACCCCAGCAGUACUCAGAUGACGAGGAUGACUAUGAGGAUGACGAGGAGGAUGACGUGCAGAACACCAACUCUGCCCUUAGGUAUAAGGGGAAGGGAACAGGGAAGCCAGGGGCAUUGAGCGGUUCUGCUGAUGGGCAACUGUCAGUGCUGCAGCCCAACACCAUCAACGUCUUGGCUGAGAAGCUCAAAGAGUCCCAGAAGGACCUCUCAAUUCCUCUGUCCAUCAAGACUAGCAGUGGGGCUGGGAGUCCAGCUGUGGCAGUGCCCACACACUCGCAGCCCUCACCCACCCCCAGCAAUGAGAGUACGGACACGGCCUCUGAGAUCGGCAGUGCUUUCAACUCGCCACUGCGCUCUCCCAUCCGCUCGGCCAACCCGACGCGGCCCUCCAGCCCUGUCACCUCCCACAUCUCCAAGGUGCUUUUUGGAGAGGAUGACAGCCUGCUGCGUGUUGACUGCAUACGCUACAACCGUGCUGUCCGUGACCUGGGUCCUGUCAUCAGCACAGGCCUGCUGCACCUGGCUGAGGAUGGGGUGCUUAGUCCCCUGGCGCUGACAGAGGGUGGGAAGGGUUCCUCGCCCUCCAUCAGACCAAUCCAAGGCAGCCAGGGGUCCAGCAGCCCAGUGGAGAAGGAGGUUGUGGAAGCCACGGACAGCAGAGAGAAGACAGGGAUGGUGAGGCCUGGCGAGCCCUUGAGUGGGGAGAAAUACUCACCCAAGCUGCCUAUUGCUCGUGGGGCUUUGUUGCUGGCCCGCCCCCAUCAGAGGUGCAAUGCUGGGUUUUGGCAGGAGCUGCUGGCACUGCUAAAGUGUGUGGAGGCUGAGAUUGCAAACUAUGAGGCGUGCCUCAAGGAAGAGGUAGAGAAGAGGAAGAAGUUCAAGAUUGAUGACCAGAGAAGGACCCACAACUAUGAUGAGUUCAUCUGCACCUUUAUCUCCAUGCUGGCUCAGGAAGGCAUGCUGGCCAACCUAGUGGAGCAGAACAUCUCCGUGCGGCGGCGCCAAGGGGUCAGCAUCGGCCGGCUCCACAAGCAGCGGAAGCCUGACCGGCGGAAACGCUCUCGCCCCUACAAGGCCAAGCGCCAGUGAGGACUGCUGGCCCUGACUCUGCAGCCCACUCUUGCCGUGUGGCCCUCACCAGGGUCCUUUCUUGCCCCACUUCCCCUUUUCCCAGUAUUACUGAAUAGUCCCAGCCAGAGAGUCCAGGCCCUGGGAAUGGGAGGAACCAGGCCACAUUCCUUCCAUGGUGCCCUGAGGCCUGACACGGCAGAUCAGCCCCGUAGUGCUCAGGAGGCAGCAUCUGGAGUUGGGGCACAGCGAGGUACUGCAGCUUCCUCCACAGCCGGCUGUGGAGCAGCAGGACCUGGCCCUUCUGCCUGGGCAGCAGAAUAUAUAUUUUACCUAUCAGAGACAUCUAUUUUUCUGGGCUCCAACCCAGCAUGCCACCAUGUUGACAUAAGUUCCUACCUGACUAUGCUUUCUCUCCUAGGAGCUGUCCUGGUGGGCCCAGUUCCUUGUAUCAUGCCAUGGUCCCAACUACAGCGUCCUAGCUGGAGGCCUGGGUGGGUCCUGGGCUCUGGGUCCUGCUGCUCUAGCCCCAGCCACCAGCCUGUCCCUGUUGUAAGGAAGCCAGGCCUUCUCCAUUCCUCUUAGGAGAGUGCCAAACUCAGGGACCCAGCACUGGGCUGGGUUGGGAGUAGGGUGUCCCAGUGGGGUUGGGGUGAGCAGGCUGCUGGGAUCCCAUGGCCUGAGCAGAGCAUGUGGGAACUGUUCAGUGGCCUGUGAACUGUCUUCCUUGUUCUAGCCAGGCUGUUCAAGACUGCUCUCCACAGCAAGGUUCUGGGGCUCUUCGCCUUCAGUGUUGUGGCCCUAGCUAUGGGCCUAAAUUAGGCUCUAGGUCUCUGUCCCUGGAGCUUGAGGCUCAGAAGAGCCUCUGUCCAGCCCCUCAGUAUUACCAUGUCUCCCUCUCAGGGGUAGCAGAGACAGGUAGCAGCUGUACCCUAGCCUGCUUAUAGGAAGCUGGUACCGCUCAGCUCUUCCUGCUACUCCAGCUUCCUCAGCCUCUGCAAGGCACUCAGGGUGGGGGACAGCAGGAUCAAGACAACCAGUUGGAGCCCCUGUGUUCCAGAGGGCCUGAUGCCAAGGGGUAAUGGGCCCAGCAGUGCCUCUGGAGCCCAGGCCCCAACACAGCCCCAUGGCCUCUGCCAGAUGGCUUUGAAAAAGGUGAUUCAAGCAGGCCCCUUUAUCUGUACGUAGUGACUGAGUGGGGGGUGCUGGCAAGUGUGGCAGCUGCCUCUGGGCUGAGCACAGCUUGACCCCUCUAGCCCCUGUAAAUACUGGAUCAAUGAAUGAAUAAAACUCUCCUAAGAAUCUCCUGAGAAA